Schizophyllum commune H4-8 is the source of this 2826-nucleotide messenger RNA. RefSeq lists its product as uncharacterized. The transcript is spliced from 4 exons. Bases 111 to 2687 code for a protein of 858 amino acids. The record is from RefSeq and is a predicted model, not a curated record. Lineage: Eukaryota; Fungi; Basidiomycota; Agaricomycetes; Agaricales; Schizophyllaceae.
CAUCGCUGAACACACCCUGCUGUUUGUCGUUUCUCGAGAAGUACCUUGAGCCAGUCCCCCAUAUCCAGUCAAGGUCAAAUAACACUCGACAAAUCCUUGCACUGAACGAGAUGUCGGACAACGAUGGAGUCGUCCUUGACAGUGAGGAUGAGCAGGAAUACGGUCGUCCUCUUGAACUCAAGCCUCUUGCCGCUCCCCCUGCGACGGGGGCGAACCUCGCGGGGAACGCGCCCAAGGCAGUGAUCGAACCCUCUAAGCCCACGGGGGACAAGCCUAAACCAUCAACGAGCACAUCUACCAUAAGCACUGCUACGACAGCCCCUCCCCCUGCACGACCGCGUCCCAAACCAAAGCCGAUCAGGAAGCCUCUCACGUCCGAGGCAUCUAGCAUACAAGCGCCCUCUUUCAGCACGAGCGCGAGCACCAUCUCUAAUCCCACAACCAUCGGCGCGGGCCUCAGCUCGAAUGCGCAUAACACCUCAAUUCCCGGUCUCAAUGCCAGCACAUCGCUUGAUUUCCUCUCGGGUGCCUCCACCACGAUCGCAGACCGCGCAAAGACACGCGCACGCAAUGCAGCGCGCACGCAGAAUGCCCUCUUUGCCGGGGAGAUCAUCGAUCUGUCGGACGACUCGGCGGACGAGCUGGAUACCCUGCCGCCGAAGAAACCGGCUCAGACGAAGUCCAGCGCCAACAAGUCGACUCCCUCGAGCAAGUCGCUGGCUUCGAAUCAGUUGCUGACUUCGAAUAAGUCGCUAGCUUCGAAUAAGUCAACCGUCGCGCCCAAGCGCCGCACACCUCCACAGCCUCAACUACCGCAGGGUACCUCAUCUAGCUCACGACUGGACCUGAACCCCACCCCUGCUGGGCGCUCCUCGCCGUCGUGGGUGUCGACCGAGCCCUUGACAUCGCAACCGCCGCCCAUAGAGACGCUUCCCCCUCCGCCGGCGACAGGGAUGUCCGGCGCCCCUGCGACAGGGCCGUCCGGCGCACCAGCGACAGGUUCGUCCGGCGCAUUAGCGACCGGCACAUCGGGCUCACAGGCGUCUGCGUCGUCCAUCGGAAAGCGCCGGCGCGCCGAGGUGGACGAGUUGGCAGGGGAAGGUACGCAGUCGGACGUGGGUCCGCCGCCACCGACGUUCUUCGCUGCGCCGACCCCGCCUGACCCAGAAGGGGCUGGCACUGAGAGAGUCGCCACGCCGUCGUCGGCCAAGGGCAAGGAUGUGACGCAGCCUGCUGUCGAGGGUGGCCCUGCGCCUGCUGUCAGGGGUGGUCCGCGGCCUGCUAUCGAGGGCAGCCCUCCGCCGAAGAAGAAAUCGCGAAAGAAGGCGCAGGACGACGAUGACGACGAUGACUUCGAGAUUUUCAUCGAAGAGCCGCCGAAGAAGAAGUCGAGGAAGAAAGCGCAGGAUAGCGAUGACGAGGACUUCGAGGCGUCUGAAGCGAAGAAGAAGAAGCCGCGGGCGCGGAAGAGUAAGGCGGGUGAGAAGGGGACGGCCGGCGAGAAGGGCAAAGCAGCGGAGAAGGCGAAAGCUGGCGACAAGGAGAAGCUCACGAAGGAGAAGCCCGCCAAGAAGGCGCUGGCGAAAGCGAAGGGCAAAGGGAAGGCGAAGGUGGUUGAGGAGCACAUCAGCGCGGACAUGAUCGAGGACUCGGGCGAUGAGCUUGGGGCGGGCAUGAAGCUCGGUGGUGCGCCGCCGCCGGUCGAUGAGCCCAGUCGAUCGCCGCCAUCUGCCUCUUCGUCGAAGUCUGUCGAGCAGGACGGGCCCGCGGUACCGAAGCCUAAUGCUAACCGCAACUCGAAGAAACGCGACGCGGAUGCGGCGCAUAUCAACGACAAAGAGCUAUCUGACCUAACGGACGACGAAGGUCCCGUCGUUGUAAUAAAGCGCGCGCCUCAUCAACGGAAGAAACCGAGGAUCGACUCGGACGAUGAGGAUGCUGGCGCCAACAACGCUGCUGCCAUGCCAGCGCCAGAUGACCCACCUCAUGAGGAACACGCGCCUCCGGCAAAGGGCAGGAAGGGCAAGGCGAGGGCGACGGGCAACAAGAAAGGUCGAAAGAAGGCCGCUUCGCCACCCCCUGAAGAUGCGCCAGACCCUGAAGUUGGCGGCGACGAGCCACCUGGUCAAGAAGAGAAUUUGCCAAAGGAGAAUGUGGGGCCCGUCUUCGAUGGCGAAGAGCAGAAAGGAUUGCCGAGGACGCGCGAGACCACGCCUGAGCCGCCACCCAGAGCAGUGUCCCCAUCUGCCUCUCCCCCGAGGCUAAUGGAGACGCCCAAGGCGAAAGCGCAGCCCACAACCCUGACCGCGCGGUACUCAAUUGCGCCCCGCACGAAGUCGACGCCCAUGUCCGAGCUCAUCAAGCGUGUGAACUCCCAGUCGGGAUCACCCUUCCCUUCGCGCUCAUCAUUCGGGGGCACCGCGUACUCGCCCUAUCUCAAGGCGUCGAAGCGCACGCUGUCCAAGAUCGCCCCGUUGCAUCCCAACCGGCGCACGCCGCCGCCACCGCUCCCGCCGCCACCACCAAGGAAGAAAACAAAGAAAGAGCUCGAGCGGGAGGAGAAAUGGGAGGAGGAGCUGAUCGAGGAGCAUGGCGGGGUUACGGAGUGGGCGUGCAUGUCGGAUAUGGAGCGCAAGGAGGCCCGCAGGAUCAAGCGCGAGCGGGAGAUGGCGGGCUGGGAGGACUGAUUAUUUGCGAGCGGGAUGCCUGAUGGGGGGUGGAGGGAUUGGCGGGAACAGCGGCGGGUCUUCGUAGGUCCUGAGCGUGUGUAUACUACUGACGUGGAAGCAUAAUGGGAGCAGUGGAUGCCGGCAUUCUGCUCCUUCA